UUCCCUUUCGGCCCUUUCACGCAGGGGAGCAAGGUCGAGAGGAAGGGAGGCUUCGGUCUGCGUCGCCAUUUCUUUUGCCUUCAGUCUCUGCACCUUUCGCAGAGCUUGCAACAGCGCAAUGUUGGGACAGAGUAUUCGGAGGUUCACAACCUCUGUGGUCCGUAGGAGCCACUAUGAGGAGGGUCCAGGGAAGAAUUUGCCAUUUUCAGUGGAAAAUAAGUGGCGGUUACUAGCUAUGAUGACUCUGUACUUUGGAUCUGGAUUUGCUGCACCUUUCUUUAUAGUAAGACACCAACUGCUUAAAAAAUAAUCCAUGAGACAGAUGUGAAGAGGAGCAUUUUAAGAGGUGCAGUCUCUGAAAAAGGAUCAAAUUCCUGAACUCAGCAUACUGGAUAUGUUUGUAAAUAAAGUUACGGCAUAAAUCCUCAA
Molecule: messenger RNA, 429 nt
Organism: Phacochoerus africanus (Common warthog)
Lineage: Eukaryota; Metazoa; Chordata; Mammalia; Artiodactyla; Suidae
Product: cytochrome c oxidase subunit 7C, mitochondrial
Exons: 3
Coding region: 119-310 (63 amino acids)
Biological process (GO): mitochondrial electron transport, cytochrome c to oxygen
Source: RefSeq, a predicted model, not a curated record